AUGACCUCUCAAACCAACUUUUUCGGGCCAGAAACCACAGAAUUCCAAAUUCCUUACUUUCAAAACGAGUUCCUACAGCAAUUAAAUCUCCACCAUGACUUCCAAGAGGAUGGUCCAGUAUUAAAUGACUUUGAGCCGGUUUCUUUCGAAGAUUUUACCACUUUGACUUCCCAGCCGUUCGACUCUAGUGAACACUUCCUUACGUGCGACGACCAAAAUUCUUCCAACUAUGAACUACAACCGGCAACGACAGACUACUUCUCACAGCUGUUUUUAGAAUUGAACCACCCUCAUGCUGGGGAACAGAAUUUCGAACAAGAAAUGCAAGUUGACGAAUACCCGGUUCUACCCUCUUCAAAGAAAUUCAAUGCUGUGUUAUCGAAGGAUAUGAACAACUUAAGGUCUACACAGCCCUAUGACCUUCUCAAAAAUAAAUGCGACAAAAGCAUACAGAGAAUGAGACCCUCGAAACGUCUUCUACACAAUAUCAAUAUAGAAUGGGCGAAUAGUCCGGUUCCCAAACUGUUCCAGGACAACGGACUUGCCAACACGACGGACACAGACUCGAACCAGUCACAAUGCUCGACCCCCAUGACGCCAAUGUCGUCAGACAGCUCCUACGUGACGGAAAUGACUUUCAAGACCUCGAAACAAGUGUCCCAGGCGCCCACGAACGUCAUAAUUUACCAGCACUCCAAGAAAAACAGAUACGGUUGCAGUAUAUGCGGCAAGAGGUUUGCAAGACCGUCGUCGUUGAACACGCAUCUGAACACACACACGGGCGACAAGCCCUACACGUGCCCGCACGGUUCCUGCUCGAAAGUGUUCAACGCCAGGUCAAACAUGACGAGGCACUACAAAACACAUUUCAAGCUGUCCUCUGGAGUCUACGUGCUGCCCAAUGGAGAGGUCACCAAGAGGAAACCCACAAUAAAGCAGCUCGGGAUACCCUCAUCCAAGAUAAUUUGA
Huiozyma naganishii CBS 8797 is the source of this 969-nucleotide messenger RNA. RefSeq names its product C2H2-type zinc finger protein. Gene Ontology annotation, cellular component: nucleus. Bases 1 to 969 code for a protein of 322 amino acids. The transcript has a single exon. Gene Ontology annotation, biological process: regulation of transcription by RNA polymerase II. NCBI's taxonomy places the organism in Eukaryota, Fungi, Ascomycota, Saccharomycetes, Saccharomycetales, Saccharomycetaceae. The record is from RefSeq and is a predicted model, not a curated record.